ACUCAUCAGAGCCAUUCGACAAAGCUUUUCGAUUGAAACCUUGCACCAUGGCUGCCCCUGAAGGAGUCGUAUUGAGAGACCUGGGCACCGAACCUGAGCCGAAGAAAAACACCGACGACGGUGUCCUGUCAGACAACAUCACAGAGAAGCCCACCGAAUCGCAUGCACACGCGGUUGAAGCGCCAGUUGUCGAGGGUGGCAACCUGGUCGACGAUGGCUGGAACAAAGAUGACCCAAGCGACAUCCAACGUCUUGUAGAUGGACUCAGCAAUGAAGAUUUCUGGUGUCUCGUGAGGCGCUUCAAUAAGCAAGUGUUUUACAUCAAGGAAACCAACAAGAUUCCACCCAGCGGCUUGGACUUGAACUUGGCCGAUGAUGCUGAAUUUUCCGCCAAUAAGUUCAGGUCCCAGAUCGAGAGGCUGUACAUGGGACCGCUCCUUGGGAUUCUGGCUGGUGUGAAGCACAUCGCAAGACUACGGUCCUGGAUUGAACCCCGGAGGACAGGGGCAUUUUGUGCUGUGUACUUCGUGGCAUGGUGCUUCAACACCCUCCUCGCAGUCUUUAUCACCACCGCGAUGACACUAUGCAUUUCGCCGAAAGCACGGAACCUGCUGUUUCCUCCUGCCCCGAUGGCAUUAACAGAUAUGGCAACUGGCGGUUUGACAAAGCCUCGCGCCGGCGUCCUCGGCGCAACGGACGCGGUGACGGGCGCGCCGGAGAAUGUCAAAGGGGAAUCGGUCGAGAACGAAGCCAGCAACUUCGUGACGUCUCUCGUAGGAAUUGCCGUCAACACACUGACGGCGCAAGACCCAAAGGCCGAACCGGAGAAUGAAAAGGGGGAGAGCCACCCUACCGAUAGCAUGCCGCAGCCCAAUGAGGCGACGACACUGUUUGCUGUGGCCAAGGACAAAGCUGCUGGUAUCAGCGAGCCCUCGCAUGACAAGACGAAGUACCCCAUGGAGACCAUCAUGUGGUCCAAAAUGCUGCCCUUGAUGCGGCUUGUGCAUUUCAUUUCGGACAAUUGGGAGCGAAUCGCAAAUGUAUUGGACCCAACGCCCCCUUUUCCUCGGGAAACGCACAGAGUCCGCCUGGCUGGCCUUCUUUCUCCCAUGCUUGCGGUGUCCCUGUUGUUCUCGGGAGCUAAAAUCAUCAAAGCCACAACCUUCAUUUUCGGAGUCAUCUUCUUCGGCGACCCACUGAUUCGACGUACCGUAGGAUGGCUCGACCGCUGGCAUCCGGGAUGGACCCAAUUACUGCGUCUUGAGGCCCAUCUCCUACGUGGCGUCCCGAACGAUGCCCAGCUCGCCAUCACGCUCCUUCGCCUCGGCGAAGCACAUGGAGCCCCUUUCCCGCCGGCUCCCAGCACCGACAAAAGCCCUCCCCAGGAGCCAUUGGAGUUCACUCCUGAGGAUAUGGACGCGGCCGGCGACGACGCGCCACUCGGUGCCACUCAGGACGAGAUCGACCAGGCAAAGGCGGCAGACCCGGACAGGCUCGAGCAGGCUGGGGGGCCCGACUCGGAGAUCAAAGACACGGGUGGACCCAAGACGAGCCGAUUUCUUGCAUUCGUCAAGGGCAGCGCAAAGCUGGGCGUCAAGGCGGCAUUGCAGGCCGACAAGCUGCGUGCCAAAGCCGGACGCGAGAGCGCCAAAAACCGUCUGGGAGCUGUGCCGCCCGAGGGCGCGAGCAACCAGAAGGAAGGACCGACAGAGUUCAGCGCUCAUUGGGACGGCAAGCCGGGACAUGUUCGCAUCAGUCCCGGCGGGUUUGUUUCAUUCGAUGACGACUGGAGUAUCCGCGCGGCAGACAUUACGGAGCUGAAGAAACAUAGUGGAAUAGGAGUCAAGUCUAAACUAGCUAUAGGCUGGGCCAUGGACCGCGAUGUCGCCGAUGGUGUUGAGAUCAAGGAUCGCAACGGGAACACCUAUGUUCUGUCGGCUGUGCCGUUGAGGGAUCAGCUCUUCAAUAGGCUUUGUGCCAUGGGCGGGCAGAAAUGGGAAGUGUGGUAAUGGUACCAGGAGAGGUUGGUGCAUGGCAUGGAAUAACUAAAACUCGUGAGAACUCGAGAAGCCGUGGGCUUGCCUUCCGGCGCUGUGUCUCUUGCACAAUGAGUGCCACUUGGUUUGUGGUGGCCUUGCCUUACGUCUCUUUGUUAUACCUGACUACUUCGCUUGGUUUGACGUACUUUCUAUUAUCUGUUUCCCUGCUGGAAGCGUGAAACUGGGCUUGUAGAAUUUAGCGUUCAGUGGUGUGGCGAGUCCGGUUGCGUCACCCCACCAUCUCAAAGGAGGCCAUGUAAGUCGUCAAAAGAUUGCUCCGACCAUCCCGUGACGGCGAUCCUCAGAGGUCCUUUGACGAGGAUAGACGAGCUAUAUCCGAGACUCCAACGGAAAG
Parathielavia appendiculata is the source of this 2394-nucleotide messenger RNA. RefSeq lists its product as uncharacterized. The transcript is spliced from 7 exons. NCBI's taxonomy places the organism in Eukaryota, Fungi, Ascomycota, Sordariomycetes, Sordariales, Chaetomiaceae. The record is from RefSeq and is a predicted model, not a curated record. Bases 48 to 2009 code for a protein of 653 amino acids.